Molecule: messenger RNA, 978 nt
Organism: Dovyalis caffra
Lineage: Eukaryota; Viridiplantae; Streptophyta; Magnoliopsida; Malpighiales; Salicaceae
Source: the annotation of a GenBank genome assembly
AUGUCAACUUCCUCCAUCAAGUUAACAGAUCUCAUUGAUUUUGUGGAGAAUCCAGAUGGGUCACUCACCAGAAAUAGCCCAUUCCCUGAAGUACCACCGACGGAACAAAUAACCCCAGAUUCCAAAGAACUUUCGCUCUCUAAGGACAUCCCUCUAAACGCCAACAACAAAACAUUCCUUCGUCUAUUUCGCCCUCUAUAUCCUCCUCAAAACUCCAAACUCCCUCUCGUUAUAUACUAUCAUGGAGGUGGCUUUGUCCUUUACAGUGCUGCAACUCUUGCUUUCCAUCAAACAUGCAGUGACAUGGCUUCUCAUUUCCCUGCUCUCGUCCUGUCUGUUGACUAUCGUCUUGCCCCUGGACAUCGCCUUCCUGCUGCAUAUGAAGAUGCUAUUGAGGCUAUCAAGUGGGUCCAAAACCAAGUUUUGGAUAUUAACUGCCCUUCAUGUGAACCAUGGUUCAAAGAAUACCUUGAUUUUUCAAGGUGUUUCUUGAUGGGCAUGAGUGCUGGUGGCAAUAUUGCCUACCGUGCGAACUUGCUUUCCUUGAAUAUUGAUAUCAAACCCUUGAAAAUCAUUGGGUUGAUAUUGAAUAUGCCAUAUUUUUCUGCUGUGAACAGGACUGAAUCAGAGAAAAGGUUGAUCAAUGAUCCGGUUUUGCCAUUGGCUAUUAGUGAUCAUAUGUGGGCUUUGUCUUUGCCUAAAGGUGCCGAUCGUGAUCAUGAGUAUUGUAACCCGAUUGUUGGUGAGUCUCUUGAAAACAACAAAAUCGAGCAGCUGCCAAGGUGUUUCUUCAGAGGAUAUGCUGGGGAUCCACUUGUUGACAAGCAAAAGGAGUUGGUGAAGAUGUUAGAGUCGCGCGGAGUGGACGUGGUUGCGAAGUUUGAUGAGGAUGGUUUCCAUGCUGUGGAGGUUUUUGACCCAGUAAAGGCCAAGGCCUUGUAUGAUUAUGUUAAAGAAUUCAUUAACACAACUGUUUAA